Molecule: messenger RNA, 432 nt
Organism: Metarhizium brunneum ARSEF 3297
Lineage: Eukaryota; Fungi; Ascomycota; Sordariomycetes; Hypocreales; Clavicipitaceae
Source: RefSeq, a predicted model, not a curated record
AUGACCUCCAACGCAGCCUCGGCCGCAGAACAGUCCUCACGCCAGGCCGAAAAGGAAAUCGACGUUUCCUGUGUGAGGUACCCUGCAAACUACUUCGCUUUGGAAAUUGGGACCGCCAUUUGGGGGCCGAAAUACAAUGACAAGCUCGAUGUCGUUGGAUACUUUGAGCCUCGCGACAAUCACGCGACGCACCUAGAAGCACGCGGCAAAAUGUUCAGUCUCGAGGCCUCCAAGCAGGAAGACUUCUUCAAAAAGAUUGUCGAUAUCAAGAACACUUUACGGAAAUCGGGCUACCACCACACCAACAUCGGUAUCAUCUCGGACGUUUGGAACAAACUCGUGGACGAAAAUUUUUUAUCUGCCCAGCAACGUCAGCAAGGGCUGAAAGGGCUUGAGAAAGCGGGAUUUCCCACAGGAUACCUCAAGUCCUAG